Molecule: messenger RNA, 2092 nt
Organism: Meloidogyne enterolobii
Lineage: Eukaryota; Metazoa; Nematoda; Chromadorea; Rhabditida; Meloidogynidae
Source: the annotation of a GenBank genome assembly
AAAAAUGAGUCUAACACCGUUACGGAAAGCUUCGUCUUCUAGAUUGGUUAAACAAUUUUCUGAAACUAACGUUCUUUCAACUAACGGCGAUGAGAUUUUGGAUAGAGGAGAACUUGCCAAACUUGAAAAUCGAUUUGUUUUUGAAUGUGCUUGGGAAGUUGUUAAUAAAGUUGGUGGAAUUUACACUGUUCUUCGAACAAAAGCGCCUAUUAGCACUGAUGAACUAGGGGAUCAAUAUUACAUGAUGGGUCCAUUCGUUGAAGAACGUGUUCGUCUUGAAAUGGAAAUUUUAGACCCAGAAACUGCCAAUUUAAAAUAUACAAUCGAUCAAAUGGCAGAAUGGGGAUUUAGAGUAGUUUAUGGUCGGUGGUUAAUUGAUGGAUAUCCAAAAUGUUUACUUUUUGACAUUGGCUCUGCUGCUUGGAAAUUGGAUACCUGGAAACAUGAGCUUUGGGAAAGAUGUAAAAUUGGAGUUCCUUUUCUCGAUCGAGAGGCCAAUGACUGCAUAAUUUUUGGCUUUUUGGUGGCCAUAUUUCUAAAAACAUUUGUUGAUUCUUCACAAGAUUUUGAUCCCCACAUUGUUGCACACUUUCAUGAAUGGCAAUCGGGUAUUGGGUUAAUUAUGUGCAGAAUGUGGAAGCUCAAAAUAGCCACUUUACUCACUACCCACGCAACAUUGUUAGGCAGACAUUUGUGUGCUUCUGGAGCUGAUUUAUACAAUAAUUUGUCUAAUUUUGAUGUCGACGCAGAAGCUGGAAGGUUACAAAUUUAUCAUCGUUAUUGUUUAGAAAGGGCAGCUGUUAAUAUUGCUGAUGUAUUUACUACUGUUAGUGAAAUCACUGGAUUAGAAGCCGAAUAUUUGUUAAAACGAAAACCUGAUAUUCUCACUCCAAAUGGAUUAAAUGUUGUUAAAUUUGCUGCAUUACACGAAUUUCAAAAUUUACACGCUCAAAAUAAAGAGAAAAUUCAUGAUUUUAUUCGUGGCCAUUUUUAUGGACAUAUGAAUUUUGAUUUGGAAAAAGUUCUCUACUUUUUUACUGCUGGACGUUAUGAAUUUAGCAAUAAAGGAGGAGAUUUCUUUAUUGAAGCAUUGGCUUCUUUAAAUCAUAUGCUUCAGACAUCAACCGAAAAACGCGUUAGUGGAGUGACCGUUGUAGCUUUCAUCAUUUAUCCUGCAGCAGCUCACUCUUUUAAUGUUGAUACUUUGCGUGGACAGGCUGUUUGUAAACAAUUGCGAGAAACUAUAGUUAAAUUGAAGGAGAAUAUGGCUUCGAGGCUUUUUGAUUCGUGUUUGAGAGGACGAAUUCCAGACAUGGAAGAAUUAUUAUUGCCUGCAGAGCGUGUACAAUUAAAACGUUGUAUUCUUUCUUCAAAGCGUGACACUCUUCCACCAAUUUGUACUCACAAUAUGGUUGAUGACGUUUCCGAUCCAGUUUUGAAUGCAUUUAGACGAUGCCAACUUUUUAAUUAUGAUCAUGAUAGGGUUAAGGUUGUUUUCCACCCAGAAUUUCUCAGUUCUGUUUCGCCUCUUAUUGGGCUAGAUUAUGAAGAUUUUGUUCGCGGAUGUCAUUUGGGAGUGUUUCCUUCUUAUUAUGAACCGUGGGGAUAUACACCCGCCGAAUGUACUGUAAUGGGAGUACCAUCAGUAACAACAAAUUUAUCAGGAUUUGGUUCUUUUAUAGAAAAACAAAUUCCAGACCAUGACAAUUACGGUCUUUAUAUUGUUGACAGAAAAAAUAAAACUUCAAAUGAAUCUAUUCGACAAUUGUCACAAGUUUUGUUUAAUUAUUGUACUUAUUCAAGACGUCAACGUGUAAUAAUACGUAAUAGAGCUGAACGUGUUAGUGAACUUUUGGAUUGGAAAACACUUGGAGGGUUGUAUCGCGAAGCUCGUCGAAUGGCAUUAAAAAAGAUUUAUCCAGAUUUGGAAAUGAGAACUUCAGAAUUGUUGGCAAAAAUGCCACGUCCUUUAUCCGCUUCGAGCACACCAGUUCAUAGCGAUUUAGAAACUGAUUCUGACACUGAGGAACAACAAGAACACGAGGUGAGGAGGGAGAGAGAAAAGAUAAUUUAUUCAAAGAAGUUUUUUUGA